Molecule: messenger RNA, 387 nt
Organism: Meloidogyne enterolobii
Lineage: Eukaryota; Metazoa; Nematoda; Chromadorea; Rhabditida; Meloidogynidae
Source: the annotation of a GenBank genome assembly
AUGUUUCUUCUUCGUGUUAUAGUUGAGCUUUAUUUAAGCUUAGCUGAAUCAAAUAUAGAAGUAAGACGUGUACACCAUGACAAACCUGUUGAUUAUAAAAAUGGGGGAGAAAGGAUAAUUGAUGGAAUAAAUAAAUGGUUUGAGGAGUUUGGAGGAUUAAAUAAAGAAGGUUAUGAAGUAUUUGAAAAUAAAAUUAAAAAUAAUAUAAAAAUAGUACUCUAUAAUGAAAGAGGUAUUUUUAAAUAUAUGGAUAGUGCAGAUACUUGGGCAGACCAGAACCAGACCAGAAAAAUCUUCAAAAUCACAACCCGAACGAUUUUUUUCUCACCUCGAGACAUCCCUGACUUAUGUAGACCUGUUGCACUUCCAGAAAGAAUAUAUAAAUGA